GGCCCGACUCCGGCGCGCGCGCGGCGGAGGACGAGGAAGAGCUGGGGCGAGGCAGAUCUUGCCCCGCGACCGCGGCCGUCUUGUUGGCCCCAGGAGGCUCCCGGGAAUGCCUGUCCGUGCGAUGCUGCCCUAUGUGAUGCUCACCUUCCGGCGCCUGGGCUGUGCCUCGGCCUCCUGCCGGCUGGCUUCUGUGAGACACAGAGGAAGUGGCCUUCUGCACACAGCCCCAGUGACCCGCUCGGACAGGAGCGCCCCCGUGUUCACCCGCGCCCUGGCCUUUGGGGACAGAACCGCCCUGGUUGACCAGCAUGGCCACCACACGUACAGGGAGCUUUAUUCCCGCAGCCUUCGCCUGUCCCAGGAGAUCUGCAGACUCCGCGGGUGUGUCGGCGGGGACCUCCGGGGGGAGAGGGUCUCCUUCCUGUGCGCUAACGACGCCUCCUACGUGGUGGCCCAGUGGGCCUCGUGGAUGAGCGGCGGUGUGGCAGUCCCCCUCUACAGGAAGCACCCCGCCGCCCAGCUGGAGUAUGUCAUCUGCGACUCCCAGAGCUCUGUGGUCCUUGCCGGCCAGGAGUACCUGGAGCUCCUGAGCCCAGUGGUCAGGAAGCUGGGGGUCCCGCUGCUGCCGCUCACGCCAGCCGUCUACACUGGAGCAGUAGAGGAACCAGCAGAGGUCCCCGUCCCAGAGCAGGGGUGGAGGGACCAGGGCGCCAUGAUCAUCUACACCAGUGGGACCACAGGGAGGCCCAAGGGCGUGCUGAGCACGCACGGAAACAUCAGGGCUGUGGUGACCGGGCUGGUCCGCAAGUGGGCAUGGACCAAAGACGACGUGAUCCUCCACGUGCUUCCACUACACCACGUCCACGGUGUGGUCAAUGCGCUGCUCUGUCCUCUCUGGGUGGGAGCCACCUGUGUGAUGAUGCCUGAAUUCAGCGCCCAGCAGGUUUGGGAAAAGUUCUUAAGUUCUGAAAUGCCACGGAUCAAUGUCUUCAUGGCAGUGCCUACAAUAUACACCAAGCUGAUGGAGUACUAUGACAGGCAUUUUACCCAGCCGCACGCCCAGGAUUUCUUGCAUGCAGUUUGUGAAGAAAAAAUUAGGCUCAUGGUCUCAGGCUCAGCUGCCCUGCCCAUCCCGGUGCUGGAGAAGUGGAAGAACAUCACGGGCCACACCCUGCUGGAGCGGUACGGCAUGACUGAGAUCGGCAUGGCUCUGUCCGGGCCCCUGACCGCCACAGCACGCCUGCCAGGUUCUGUGGGGACCCCGCUGCCCGGAGUACAGGUGCGCAUUAUCUCAGAAAAGCCACAAAAGGAAGGCUGUUCCUACACCGUCCACGCAGAGGGAGACGAGAGGGGGACCAAGGUGACCCCAGGGCUUGAAGAGAAGGAGGGGGAGCUGCUGGUGAGGGGACCCUCCGUGUUUCGAGAGUACUGGAAUAAACCAGAAGAAACUAAAAGUGCAUUCACCCUGGAUGGCUGGUUUAAGACAGGGGACACCGUGGUGUUUAAGGACGGCCAGUACUGGAUACGAGGCCGGACCUCAGUGGACAUCAUCAAGACUGGAGGCUACAAGGUCAGCGCCCUGGAGGUGGAGUGGCACCUGCUGGCCCACCCCAGCAUCACAGAUGUGGCGGUGAUUGGAGUUCCGGAUAUGACAUGGGGCCAGCGGGUCACUGCUGUGGUGACCCUCCGAGAAGGACACUCACUGUCCCACAGGGAGCUCAAAGAGUGGGCCAGAGAUGUCCUGGCCCCGUACGCCGUGCCCUCGGAGCUCGUGCUGGUGGAGGAGAUCCCGCGGAACCAGAUGGGCAAGAUUGACAAGAAGGCACUCAUCAGACGCUUCCACCCCUCAUGACCCGCGCACCAGGGGCUGGGCACUCGGACUGCGGGUCUGGCGGGGAGCAGCAGACGUCUCCCUCACACCGAGCACCGCGGGGGCCUGUCCGAGACCUGGCCUCCCUUAAGCCUGAAUGCCCCAAAUCAGGUCACGUAGAACAAAAACUGUUUGGGAUGAAAUCACCACGUGAGGUCCCCAGCCUUGGGCCAGUUGUUGCAGCUCAAGGAGACCGUCCCUGAUGUCACCUCUGCCUGGUCACCGCCGACCUCACGGCCGGCCCCACGUGCCCACGUCUGCCUGGUCACCACCGACCUCGCGGCCGGCCCCACGUGCCCACGUCUGCCUGGUCACCACCGACCUCGCGGCCGGCCCCACGUGCCCACCCCUGCCUGGUCACCACCGACCUCGCGGCCGGCCCCACGUGCCCACGUCUGCCUGGUCACCACCGACCUCGCGGCCGGCCCCAGUGCUCAGGCUCCUCCCGCCCCACAGUGCUCUGCAGUUGCAGGCUCUCCAGGGCGGGUCCCGGAGGUGUCCCCCAAAAAAGAAAUAAAGACUCCACUGGAGGAAAC
This is a messenger RNA of Cercocebus atys (sooty mangabey), 2406 nucleotides long. It is a transcript of the gene ACSF3, whose product is annotated as acyl-CoA synthetase family member 3. NCBI's taxonomy places the organism in Eukaryota, Metazoa, Chordata, Mammalia, Primates, Cercopithecidae. Gene Ontology annotation, molecular function: medium-chain fatty acid-CoA ligase activity. The record is from RefSeq and is a predicted model, not a curated record. Gene Ontology annotation, biological process: fatty acid metabolic process. Bases 107 to 1852 code for a protein of 581 amino acids. The transcript is spliced from 10 exons.